This is a messenger RNA of Dissoconium aciculare CBS 342.82, 1667 nucleotides long. RefSeq lists its product as uncharacterized. The record is from RefSeq and is a predicted model, not a curated record. Bases 302 to 1450 code for a protein of 382 amino acids. Lineage: Eukaryota; Fungi; Ascomycota; Dothideomycetes; Mycosphaerellales; Dissoconiaceae. The transcript is spliced from 3 exons.
UAUUCGGAGUACUCGUCACCUCCGGCUCCUGGGGGAUACGGAGCAUCUCAGCCUGGCUAUGGUCAACAACAAUACUCGCGCCCACCGCCACCACCGCCACAACGACCAGUAGCAGGUAGUUAUCCUGGACAAGCCCCGCCUUACGGACAGAGUCCUCAACCUUACCAUCAACCUCAUCAGAACUCAUCGUACCCUGCACAAGGGAGGCCCACCACCUGGCCAGCAAGGCGGCUAUGGCGCGCCACCACCGGGGCAGUACCCUCCUCCAGGUCAACAGCAGUAUGGCGGCGGCGCUGGCAAUAUGGACUACCAGCGAGAGCUGGAGCGUGCCAUUCAAGAGAAGGGUCUCCACAGGUUCUAUGGACCUGGAUCACCGGGACAACAGAAGAUUCCCAUGAUCGCAGCUCGUGCAGGCCAGCAAGUUGAUCGCCUCUGUCAGGCUUGGCGCAUCCAGAAGGAGAUAGCCAAUGAUAUCGUCAGGCUCGCCUUGUAUGAUAUUGUCAUUUACAUCGACGACAGCGGAUCAAUGUCCUUCGAGGAAAAUGGCGAGCGAAUCAAAGACCUGGGACUGAUCCUUCAGCGAGUCGCUUUCGCCGGUACUUUGUUCGACGACGACGGCAUUGAACUGCGCUUCAUGAAUGAGGACCUUCCCAUCCAAGAGCUCUCUGGCAUUCGCAACGAGCAGCAAAUUGAACAGCUACUUUCGCGCAAGCGUUACAAGGGGCUCACACCGUUCGGAACAGAGCUUCGCAAGAAGGUCGUCGAUCCCAUCCUCAUUUCGCGCCUGAACAGCGGCCAGAUGCAGAAGCCACUGCUCAUAAUCUGCAUCACAGAUGGUCAGCCUGCUGGCGAGAACCAGAACACCCUCACCGAGACAGUGCAGUACGCUGUCCAGGCGGCUCAGCGUUCUCCGUACGGCCCUGGGGCGGUCGCGUUCCAAUUCGCCCAGGUCGGAAAUGACCAGAAGGCAACUGAGUUCCUAGCAAAACUCGACAAUGACCCAUUGGUCGGUCGAGAGGUCGACUGCACUUCCAAUUAUGAGAACGAAUCCGCCGAGAUGGCCCGCGCGAACCCGCCUGUUGAUCUCACUCCUGAUCUUUGGAUGAUCAAGCUCAUUCUUGGCGCCAUUGACCCAAGUUACGACACGAAGGACGAGAAGGCUGGUCAAGCCGGUCCGCCUCCUAGACCCCCGCAGCAGGGAUACGGUGGUCCACCGCCUGGUCAGUAUGGCCAGCAGCCGCCGUACGGUCAAGGCCCGGCAGGCGGCUAUGGACAGCAGGCUCCAAGCGGUUACGGUCAGCAGGCUCCUGGCGGUUAUGGUCAGCAGCAAUACGGAGCGCCUCCGGGCGGUCAGCAGGGCUACAACCGCCCGCCGCCUGGUCCUCCUGGCCAGGGCUCUUACCCUGGAGGCCAAGGUUACGGCGCUCCUCCUCAGCCACCACGUUACUAGACCGAUUCGGCAUGAUGUGUAAUCAGCCGGCUUUGCACGCUUGAAUCUGUUGCCAGACGAGCUUCGCAAGCGAUGACAGGAUGCAGGAAAUAUGUUGAGGGGCACAAUUUCACGUCUUCGGGGUCAUUGGUAUCAGUAGUAAAACCAGCAGGCUUAACGAGCUUUGGCAAAUACAGAAAUGGUUUGCCAAUGCACCUAUGUAUUCGAAUGGGAUUGA